UACCGUGUCCCUUCGUUUUACAAUCAAGAAUGAAAAUAAAAAUAAUACAUCAAUCCGUUUUUUACGUGUGUCACACUGCAAAUUAUGUUUCAAUUGCUAUUGUACGUUAAUUAUUGUGCGUUCCUGCAAAGACGUUCAAGUUAUUUGUGAAUUUUAUUAAUUUCCAUAUUUCUGAUAAAAGCACACGAGCAGUUUUUUAGGUUAUGUACGCAAAAUGUUUCUUUCUAGAAGGAACUUGUGUUUCAUUGUGAUAAUUUUAGUUCAAAUGGUAAAUGUUCGUGGACAAAUGGUAAAUGUUCGUGGACAAAUGGUAAAUUUUCUUGGACAAAUGGAUGAAUCAAAAUGGGAGGUAGCAGGGACAGUUCCACCACCAAUUACAAGAAAUUACAUUCUACAAGGAAAAACAAAUGUGACAGCAACUAAUUCUUAUGCUAAUGUAGCUAAAUUUAAUUGCUUGACAGACAAAGUGUAUGGAUCAGUAGAAAUUGUUAAUGCAACCAGAUUAAUGAAAUUAUUAAUGUUAGAACCUGGACUAUCAAAUAGAAGUAGAAAUGACAAGGACGGUAGACUGAUACCAGGAACAUGCAUGAUAGUAUUAUUUUAUGCUAGAUGGUGUACAUUCUGUAAUCAGGCUGCACCUCAUUUUAAUGCAUUAUCACGUUCAUUUGCACAUAUCAAGGCAGUGGCAAUAGAUGCCAUAAAAUAUCAAAACUUUAAUGCUCAAUAUGGAAUUGGUGGUGUUCCUACAUUAAUGCUUGUUCACAAUGGCAAACCUGUAGCAAUGUAUAAUGACACUGUUUAUACAUUGCUAUCUUUUGCAAAAUGCAUAACACUUGCAACUAAUUUACAACCAACUGCACCACUUUUUGUUACAUCUGCGGAUUUUGUUGGGCCUGUUUCCAGUACACCUUCCAAUGAAACAGAUUACUGUCUAGUCCUGUCAUGGAUUUUCAUUGCUGCAUGUGCAUUGUAUUUUACAUCACAGAGCAGAUGGUGGCAGCAAUGUGUAGAAUUAAUUCAAAACACGUGGCGUGAAAGCAAUGCUCAACACGAACAUGCUGAUUAGAUAAUUAAUAGAAUUAAGUUGGUAAUAAUAAUUUGCAUAAU
Molecule: messenger RNA, 1107 nt
Organism: Habropoda laboriosa
Lineage: Eukaryota; Metazoa; Arthropoda; Insecta; Hymenoptera; Apidae
Gene: bug
Product: thioredoxin domain-containing protein 15
Exons: 4
Coding region: 215-1066 (283 amino acids)
Biological process (GO): cilium assembly
Cellular component (GO): cilium
Source: RefSeq, a predicted model, not a curated record